AUAUUUUCCGUUGGGUUGAAGUGAUAGUCGAUUCUUUUUGUCUGUGGACAACAAAAUGGCUACCUUCAGUUGUGUGAUUAAUGUUGGGCUACAUCGGAAGAUGUGCAACGGAAGAUUGGUAUAGAAUGCAACGUGAUCGUUUCUUUGAGAAAUUCUUGAUUCGAAGGAAAAAUCGAGAAAAUGGACGAGGUGGAAAAAUUGGAACACCUAUCAUUGGUUUCGAAGAUCUGCACCGAGUUGGAGAAUCACCUGGGGUUAAACGAUAAGGACUUGGCGGAAUACAUAAUACAUCUUGCCGAGAAGAACAACGUCUUUGAAUCGUUUAAAAAUGUGUUAAUCGAAAAUGGAGCAGAAUUCUCGGACUCCUUCAUUGGAAAUUUACUUAGGAUCAUUCAACACAUGAAACCAAUUAAAAUUCCCCCUGAUAAGUCUAAAGUAUCAAAUACGAAGCAAGAUGAUCUAGCACGGAUGUUUCCAGCUUUGGCUAUGCCAGACGAACGACCAAAAUUAUUGUCAAUGGAGGAAGAGAACGACGAAGAGGUUGUUCGCGAAGCUACGCUGUCAUUGGAAGCGCUGGCACCAUCCAAUGAAAAAAAUAAGAUGGUAUUGAAAAAAGAAAAUAAGUCUAAAGUUACAGCAUCCGAUGAUAGCGGCGAGAAAAGAGACAAAGGUAAAGAUAAAAAUAAAAGACACGAGUCCAGGGAAAGGAAAGCUCGAUCUAGGUCACCGAGUCGCAAGGACAAAAGACAUAGGUCGCGUUCGAGAGACAGAAAUCGCGAUGGAAAGCGUCGCAGCUCCAAAGAUCGCAGGAGGUCCAGGUCUAAAGAGAAAAGAAAAAGAUCAAGGUCUCGUGAUCGCAAAGAUUCAAAACGUAGCAGGAAACACGAAGCGGAACGAUCGAGGUCGAAAUCUGCGGAGGAACUCUCCGUUGACCCUGAAGUUGGAAAAAUUUAUUCGGGUAAGGUAGCAAAUGUCGUUCCAUUCGGUUGUUUCGUACAACUGGAAGGUUUAAGGCGCAGAUGGGAAGGACUGGUCCACGUAUCUCAAUUGCGAAGAGAAGGACGCGUUGCUAGCGCAAGCGACGUUGUCUCCAGAGGACAGAAAGUCCUUGUCAAAGUUCUUAACGUCGGAGGUCAGAAGGUAUCGCUGAGUAUGAAGGAUGUCGAUCAAGAAACCGGUCGAGAUUUGAAUCCCGUUGCAAAUGUAACAAAGGCCGAAGAAGAUGAGAAGCACCUUCGAAACCCCGACAGACCGACGUCGUUAUUAGAAUUGAGAGGUAAUGUCGACGAGGACGAGACCUGCUCUAGGAAACGUGUACAGAGGUUAUCAUCGCCGGAAAAGUGGGAAAUAAAACAAAUGCUAGCGGCUUCCUGUAUCGACAGAAGCGAAUUGCCAGAGUUCGACACGGAAACCGGGAUUUUACCGCGAGAAGACGACGAGGAGGAGGACGUGGAGAUCGAGCUGGUGGAAGAAGAGCCUCCGUUCCUACAUGGACAUGGCAGAGCACUCGGCGAUUUGAGUCCUGUCAGAAUCGUAAAAAAUCCGGACGGAUCGCUGGCUCAAGCAGCGAUGAUGCAGAGCGCUCUGGCCAAGGAACGAAGAGAACAGAAGAUGUUACAACGAGAGCAAGAAAUGGACUCCGUACCCACUGGUCUCAACAAGAAUUGGAUCGAUCCCCUCCCAGAAGCCGAGAGUCGCACAUUGGCUGCCAACAUGCGCGGGAUAGGUUUGCAGGCCCAAGACCUUCCGGAGUGGAAGAAGCACGUCAUCGGAGGGAAGAAAUCCUCCUUUGGCAAGAAGACCAACCUGACCCUCCUGGAGCAGAGACAGACCUUGCCAAUUUAUAAACUGAGGGAUGAUUUGGUGAAAGCGGUGACCGACAACCAGAUCCUCAUCGUCAUCGGGGAAACCGGCUCCGGAAAGACAACGCAAAUCACGCAGUACCUCGCCGAAGCAGGCUUUACCGCUCGUGGUAAGAUCGGUUGCACACAGCCGAGGAGAGUUUCAACGAUGUCCGUCGCCAAAAGAGUCGCCGAGGAGUUCGGUUGCAGGCUGGGCCAGGAAGUGGGUUAUACGAUUCGAUUCGAGGAUUGCACCGGUCCGGAGACGUCCAUCAAGUACAUGACCGACGGUAUGCUGCUCCGAGAGUGUCUGAUGGAUCUAGACUUGAAGAGCUACUCCGUUAUCAUGCUGGACGAGGCUCACGAGAGGACCAUCCACACCGACGUGCUCUUUGGCCUCCUGAAACAGGCCGUGGGCAGGAGACCCGGCCUGAAGCUGAUCGUGACCAGCGCCACUUUGGAUGCCGUCAAGUUCUCCCAGUACUUUUUCGAGGCGCCGAUUUUCACAAUACCUGGCAGGACAUUCGAAGUCGAGGUGAUGUACACCAAGGAACCGGAGACCGAUUACUUGGACGCAGCUCUGAUCACCGUUAUGCAGAUCCAUCUGCGCGAGCCUCCGGGUGACAUCCUUCUGUUCUUGACCGGUCAGGAAGAGAUCGACACCGCGUGCGAGAUUCUGUACGAGCGGAUGAAGUCCCUGGGUCCGGACGUCCCAGAGCUAAUUAUUCUCCCGAUUUACUCGGCCCUGCCCUCGGAGAUGCAGACGCGCAUCUUCGAGCCCGCUCCCCCCGGCUCGCGAAAGGUCGUGAUCGCGACCAACAUCGCCGAAACGAGCUUGACGAUCGACGGGAUCUAUUACGUGGUAGACCCGGGUUUCGUCAAGCAGAAGGUCUACAAUUCGAAGACCGGCAUGGACAGUUUGAUCGUCACGCCGAUCAGCCAGGCUGCCGCGAAGCAAAGGGCCGGAAGAGCGGGUCGCACGGGACCGGGGAAGUGUUACCGGCUCUACACCGAGAGGGCUUACAGGGACGAGAUGCUGCCCACCCCCGUACCCGAGAUCCAGAGGACCAACCUGGCCACCACCGUGCUGCAGCUUAAGACGAUGGGCAUCAACGACCUGCUGCACUUCGACUUCAUGGACGCGCCCCCCGUGGAGUCGUUGAUCAUGGCUUUGGAAUCGUUGCACAGCCUGAGCGCCCUGGACAACGAGGGUCUGCUCACUCGGCUCGGCAGGAGGAUGGCGGAGUUCCCUCUGGAGCCGAAUCUCUCCAAGAUGCUCAUCAUGAGCGUCCACCUGCAGUGCUCCGACGAGAUCCUGACCAUCGUCAGCAUGCUUUCCGUGCAGAACGUUUUCUAUAGGCCGAAAGACAAGCAGGCCCUGGCAGAUCAGAAGAAGGCCAAGUUCAACCAGGCCGAGGGGGAUCAUUUGACUCUCCUGGCAGUUUACAACUCCUGGAGGAACAACAAGUUCAGUAAUGCCUGGUGUUACGAGAACUUUGUACAGAUCCGGACCCUGAAGAGAGCGCAGGACGUGCGCAAGCAGCUCCUCGGCAUCAUGGACCGACACAAGCUAGACGUGGUGUCCGCUGGCAAGAAUACCGUCAGAAUUCAGAAGGCGGUGUGUUCGGGCUUCUUCAGGAAUGCUGCGAAAAAAGAUCCCCAGGAAGGCUAUCGGACCCUGGUGGACAGUCAAGUGGUCUACAUACAUCCUAGCAGUGCUCUCUUCAACAGACAACCCGAAUGGGUGAUUUAUCACGAAUUGAUUCAAACUACGAAGGAGUAUAUGCGAGAGGUGACGACCAUCGAUCCGAAAUGGCUGGUGGAAUUCGCUCCGGCCUUCUUCAAGUUUAGCGACCCCACGAAGCUUAGCAAGUUCAAGAAGAAUCAACGACUCGAACCGCUCUAUAACAAAUACGAAGAGCCGAAUGCCUGGCGUAUCUCCAGGGUCCGUAGGAGGCGGAAUUGAAUCGAAAUUGAGGUCAGUAACCUUGGUACGUAUCGUGGGUCCUUGGAGUGCGGUAGCAGACACGUCUGUACAUAUUGCGUAAUUUUAAUAAAUAACGCGUAAGGUCUGA
Molecule: messenger RNA, 3916 nt
Organism: Orussus abietinus
Lineage: Eukaryota; Metazoa; Arthropoda; Insecta; Hymenoptera; Orussidae
Gene: pea
Product: ATP-dependent RNA helicase DHX8
Exons: 12
Coding region: 181-3807 (1208 amino acids)
Biological process (GO): mRNA splicing, via spliceosome; spliceosomal complex disassembly
Cellular component (GO): intracellular anatomical structure; catalytic step 2 spliceosome
Molecular function (GO): ATP binding; ATP hydrolysis activity; RNA helicase activity
Source: RefSeq, a predicted model, not a curated record